Benincasa hispida (wax gourd) is the source of this 2904-nucleotide messenger RNA. It is a transcript of the gene CCR3, whose product is annotated as CRINKLY4 related 3. Gene Ontology annotation, biological process: protein phosphorylation. The record is from RefSeq and is a predicted model, not a curated record. Lineage: Eukaryota; Viridiplantae; Streptophyta; Magnoliopsida; Cucurbitales; Cucurbitaceae. Gene Ontology annotation, molecular function: ATP binding; protein kinase activity.
AAACGGCUGCCAAACAAACACGGUGUUUUUAAGUCUUAAAGCUUUUUCUCCGUUCACCAGUUUCAGAGCUUCUUCUCCGGUGAAAAUGGAAACAAAUUCCAAUUCCCCUUUCUCUCUUUCUCUCAAAUUUCCUUUUCUUUUCGCCCUUUUUUCACUCUAUAAACUCAUUCCCUCUUCUUGAUUUCCUCUCUCUCUCUUCAAUUGGGUCUUUCCCUUUCUCUCUCCUCCGUUCAUGGCUGUGACUCCCAAUGAAGUACACCACACCACAACCCAACAAAACAUCCCUCUCCUCUCUCUCUCCUCUCUUAAAUGACGAUUUUACCCUCUCCGCCCGUCGCCGUCGCCAUCGUCGUCCUCACCCUGACCGCCGUCGUUUUCUCGCUCUUCCCGGCGAUCGGAGCUCUUGGUUCUGCUUCUACCCUUGCCGUUAGCUACGGCUCCGGCACCGUCUGUGGCAUCGUCGCCGAGCAGCCGACCCAAAGGAUUUUGUGCUUCCGUAACGGUCAAACCAUUUUUAUUGAACCCCACAUCUCUUUCUCCGCCGUAUCCGGCGGCCGGCAUACCUUCUGCGGUAUAAGGACCGGCGGCUACACUCUGCUCUGUUGGGACUUUGACUCAACCACCGCUUUGUUUUCCCGGAGAAGACUCUACUACAACCCCGCCGUUCUUCUCGAGAAUCUCGCGGUCGGCGACGAGCAAAUCUGUGCUACGGUGAUUGGCGCCGGCAAUGUAACAUGCUGGCGAGAAGGUAACAACGCGAGAAGUGGAUUUUCUUCUCUUCAAUAUGAUUCAAUCUCUUCUGGGUAUGGAUUUUCUUGUGGGAUUUUGAAAGGGAAUCAAUCUGUUCGAUGUUGGGGUAGAAAUUCGUCGAUUGCAACCGAAAUCGAAAAUGGGUUUCGAAAUAUUUCAAUGUUGAGCAUCGUCGCCGGUGGAUUUCAUGCGUGUGGAUUGAAUUUCUCUGGUGGGUUAGUUUGUAAAGGGAAUAACGAUUUUGGGCAGUUGGAUUUUCCUUCAAAUUCAUCCAUGGGGUUCUCUGAAUUAUCACUCGGUGAACGCCAUAGCUGUGGGAUUUUGAUCUCGAAUCGGUCGGUGAUUUGUUGGGGAGGUUCGGGAUUUUCUGUUGAUUCGGUUAAAGAAACUUCUUUUGAGUUAAUUUCUUCAGGAUCUGACUUUGUUUGCGGUUUAACAACGAGUAAUUUCUCUGUUCUUUGUUGGGGACCUGGUUGGUCUAAUAAUUCUUUUGGUAUUUCUUCACUUUCUCUUCCUAAGAUUCUUCCUGGUCCUUGUGUUCAAUCUUCUUGUAGUGAUUGUGGGAUUUAUCCUUUAUCUCAAACCCUCUGUUCUAAUUCUGGGAAUGUCUGUAAUCGCUGUUUGUCUACUGUUUCAACGCCGCCGCCACCGUUACCGUCGCCUCCCCCUCCUCAGCGGUCGCUACCACCAACGGUGACGACCCCGUCGCCUCCGCCGGCUGCCUUGAGAAAGGGUUUGUUGGCAUUUGGUAUUGUGGGCUCAGUUGGGGCCUUUGCUGGGAUUUGCACUAUUGUUUACUGUUUGUGGACUGGUGUUUGUUUUGGGAAUAAGAAGAUACAUAACUCUGUUCAGCCCACCAUCACUAGAGCUGCUAGUUCAAAUGGCGGAACGACGACGUCGAACACGAACAACAGCCCUCCGUCGAGAUCGUCGACGAUACGACGUCAAGGCUCACGGAUAAUGCGAAGGCAGAGGAGUGGUACCUCGUCUAAGCACGCGGAUAGAGCAGAAGAAUUCACUCUAGCUGAGCUUGCUAUGGCUACGAAUGAUUUCUCUCCUGAUAACAAGAUUGGUGAGGGGAGCUUCGGCAUCGUGUACCGAGGGAAACUAUACGAUGGUCGGGAAGUUGCGAUUAAGAGAGGCGAAACGGGGCCGAAAACUAAGAAGUUUCAGGAGAAAGAGAGUGCUUUUGAUUCAGAAUUGGCAUUCUUGUCUAGGCUUCAUCACAAGCAUUUGGUUAGGCUUGUUGGGUACUGUGAGGAGAAAGAUGAGAGGUUGUUGGUUUAUGAGUAUAUGAAAAAUGGUGCACUUUAUAAUCAUCUUCAUGACAAGAACAACUCUGACAAAGCCAGUAGUGUUGUAAAUUCUUGGAAAAUGAGGAUCAAAAUUGCUUUAGAUGCAGCUAGAGGGAUUGAAUAUCUUCAUAACUAUGCAGUCCCUCCCAUAAUCCACAGAGAUAUUAAAUCAUCCAACAUUCUCCUCGACGCGAAUUGGACAGCGAGAGUAUCUGAUUUCGGGUUGUCAUUGAUGAGUCCAGGGUCGGAUCGUGAUUAUCGACCGACAAAGGCUGCUGGGACUGUUGGUUAUAUUGAUCCUGAGUACUAUGGACUGAAUGUUUUGACUGCUAAGAGUGAUGUGUAUGGGCUUGGAGUGGUGUUGUUGGAGCUUUUGACAGGGAAGAGAGCUAUAUUCAAGGAUGAUGAACAAGGAGGGACACCAGUGAGCGUGGUCGAUUACGCGGUGCCUGUGAUUAUGGUCGGAGAAUUGGUGAAGAUUUUAGAUCAGAGAGUCGGGCCACCGCAGAUCAAUGAAGCGGAGGCGGUGGAGCUGGUGGCUUACACGGCGAUGCAUUGUGUGCAUUUGGAAGGGAAAGAUCGGCCAACGAUGACCGACAUUGUCGCUAAUUUGGAGCGAGCUUUGAAUCUUUGUGAUGAUAGCCAUGGUAGCAUCUCUAGUGGUGGAAUUUCCAUUGUUUCAGAGUGAAAAAUUCUUCAAACACAAGAAAAUUUCCAGAGACAAAAAUUUUGAGCUGUUCUUCAUUGUUUUUUUUCUCUUUUCUUUCUUUAUCAUUCUUUGUGGGUACACUCUUGGUGUAAAAAAGUAGAGAUUUUUCCAUCUAACAUUGGUCCCAACUAACAUCACUUUUAUUUUUCA